UAGGCUACAAACCGAAGGCGGAGCUCUGAAGUGGGGUUGUCUCUGCGCUUCUGUUACAUACGGACUCAAACGUUUCCUUUUCAAGCGAGCGAGCGAGCGAGCAAACAACGGACUGGGAAGUGAAAGGGAAUACAAAAAUGACAACGAACCAGUACGACGUAAUUGUCAUCGGAGCAGGCAUCUCAGGGCUGUCUGCAGCCAAACUUCUAGUGGAGUCAGGCCUGAGCCCUGUGGUUCUGGAGGCUCGGAGCCGUGUAGGAGGAAGAACCCUUACUGUGCGGAACAAGGAGACUAAUUAUGUUGACCUGGGAGGAGCCUACAUCGGCCCCACCCAGAACCGGAUCUUACGGCUAGCCAAGGAGUUUGGGGUGGAAACAUACAAGGUGAACGAAGAGGAGAAACUGGUGCACCAUGUUAAGGGGAAAUCAUAUGCAUUCAAGGGGCCUUUCCCACCCAUGUGGAACCCUCUGGCCUUAAUGGACUACAACAAUUUGUGGAGGAAGAUGGAUGAAAUGGGAAUGGAGAUUCCACGAGAAGCCCCUUGGAAGGCUCCUCAUGCAGAAGAAUGGGAUCAGAUGACCAUGAAGGAGCUCUUUGACAAGAUAUGUUGGACAUGUGGUGCCCGUCGGUUCGCGACCCUCUUUGUCAAUGUGAACGUAACCUCUGAACCGCAUGAGGUCUCUGCUCUCUGGUUCCUGUGGUACGUCAAGCAGUGCGGUGGCACCAUGAGGAUCUUCUCCACCUCCAACGGAGGACAGGAGCGGAAGUUUAAGGGUGGCUCGGGGCAGAUCAGUGAGCACAUGGCCAGGAGGCUUGGAGACAGGGUGAAGCUGGAGAGAGCGGUCUACAGCAUCGACCAGAGUGGAAACAGUGUGGUGGUCAAGACGCUCAACCAAGAGACGUAUCUGGCCAAAUACGUCAUCAUCGCCACAGCACCGUCGCUGAAUCUAAAGAUGCAUUUUAACCCCCCACUACCCCCAAUGAGAAACCAGCUGAUCCACCGUGUUCCUGUUGGCUCCGUCAUCAAGUGCAUGGUCUACUACAAGGAGAACUUCUGGAGGAAAAAAGGUUACUGUGGAAGCAUGGUGAUUGAAGAGGAAGAGUCUCCCAUUGGCCUGACCUUGGAUGACACGAAACCUGAUGGAACCUUUCCUGCAAUCAUGGGUUUCAUCCUCUCCAGAAAAGCCAGGAGGCUAACGUCACUGACUAAGGAUGAAAGGAAAAGGAAGAUCUGUGAGAUCUAUGCCCGGGUCCUGGAGACAGAGGAGGCCUUGCACCCAGUGCAUUAUGAGGAGAAGAACUGGUGUGAAGAACAGUAUUCUGGGGGCUGCUACACAGCAUACUACCCCCCUGGAAUCCUUACACAGUAUGGCAAGGUUCUGCGGGAGCCAUUGGGUAAACUGUACUUUGCGGGUACUGAGACAGCCACUGAGUGGAGCGGGUACAUGGAAGGGGCAGUGCAGGCAGGCGAAAGGGCUGCCCGAGAGAUUCUCUGCACAAUGGGCCGGAUCAGUCAGGCUGAAGUGUGGCAGACAGAGCCUGAGUCGCUGGAUGUCCCAGCACGACCCUUUGUCACCACAUUUUGGGAGAGGAAUCUGCCUUCCGUCCCAGGGUUCCUGAAGCUCAUGGGUCUGUCCUCCUUCCUAUCCGUGGCCACAGUGCUCGGCUUCAUGGCCCACAAAAAAGGCCUCCUUCACCAGAUCUAAAAGCUGCACCCAUCUACCCCAGACCUCCACCAGUACUGCUCUGCCCUCCCCUUACAAUCUCCUAAUCCAGGUUAUAAGGCUGGCUGGGAAGGGGUCAGACUAAGACCGAGGUCCUGCAUAAUCAUAAUAGCCAAAAUAAAAUUAUCACAUUCUCAGCUCCACAAUCUUAAGUCACACUUAGGAUACUGUAAUCAUUGCAAAAGUUACUCAGAAAAGGAAACUUUGUGUCAGUUUGUAGUUCAGAAAUAACAAACCUGCUUACUUGUGCUACUAGGGUUGUUAACAGUAACGUAAGUACAGUUGAGGCCAAAAGUUUACAUACACCUAGGCUAAAGAUAUUCAAACUCAGUUUUUCACUUAGGGCAUCUACUUUGUUCACAUCAGAGGUAAUUUUAAAACAAUCAAUUAGAGACAGAUUUAUUUCAGCUUUAAUUCACUAUAUCAGGAUUCCAGUGGGCCAAACGUUUACAUACACCAAAUUGACUGUCUCUUUAAAUGGUCUGGAAGAUUCCAGAAAUGGAUGUAAUGAAUUUUUAUAAGCUUCCAAUUGGCCAAUUGUCAUAAUUAGGAGUUAAUUGGGAGUUGGCACCUAUGGCUGUAUUUAAGGGCCUACCUUUAGAGCCAGUGCCUUUUUGCCUUUGAUGCCAUGGAAAAAUCCAUGCAACUCAGCCAAGACCUAAGAAAAGAAUUGUGGACCUCCAGAAGUUCAGUUCCUCCUUAUGAACAAUUUCUAAACAACUGAAGGUACCAUGAGCAUCUGUACAAACAAUUGUAUGCACAUAUAACAAACUUGGGACCACAUAGACACUGCAUCUUUCAGGAAGGAGGCACAAAUGAACUCCCAGGGCUGAAUAAACUUUGGUCCAAAAGGUUCAAAUGAACCCCAAGACAGAAACAAAGGAACUGGUGAAGGAGUUGGGUUGGAGGCAUCAGGUACCAAAGUAUCUACAUCCACCAAAAGGCUGUCGGGCAAGGAAGAAGCCCCUAUUCCAAGACCGGCAUUAAAAAAAGCUAGAAUGAAGUUUGCAGGUGAUCACCAGGAUGAAGACAUAGCCAUUUGGAAGAGUGUUCUCUGGUCUGAUGAAACAAAAAUUUAACUGUUUGGCCAUAAUGACCAGCGCUAUGUAUGGAGGAAAAAGGGUGAGGCUUUUAAUCCGAAGAACAUCAUCCCAACUGUGAAGCAUAGGUGUGGCAGCGUCAUGUUGUGGGCGUGUUUAAUUGUAAAAGGGACUGGUGCACUUUAGAAAAUAGAUGGCAUCAUGAGGAAGGAGGAUUAUCUAGAAUUACUGAAGUAACACCUCAACACAUCAGUUAUAAAGUUAAAACUUGGUUGCAACUGGGUCUUCCAGCAUCCUAAGCAUACCUCCAAUGUUGUAACAAAAUGGCGUAAAGACAAAAAGUGAAAGUAUUGGAGUGGCCAUCACAAAGCCCUGACCUGAAUCCCAUAGAAAGUGUGUGGACUGAACUGAAAUAUCGUGUCCGAGCAAGGAGGCCCAUAAACCUGACUGAGUUACACCAGUUCUGUCAGGAGGAAUGGGCAAAAAUUCCGCCAAAGUAUUGUGAGAAGCUUGUGGAAGGCUACCUGUAAGGGAAAAAUGAGAAAUUACUUUUCACAUAUAUUUACUUGCUUUUAUAUAAUCUUAAGAAAUCAUUUCAAUUGCUUUUCUAUCUAACUGAGAAGUAUUGGGAGUGCAUAGCCCCUCCCGCGCGUGUUUCUGUUUUCCACAUAAACCUGUCUCUGUACUGUAUCAUUGUGUUUAGUUACUGUGACAUGUUAGCCUUGAAGAAGUCCUACAAACAAGUCCGUAUCUCAGAAACCCGAUGUGUUUUAACCAAUCAGAGACGAGCUGCAAACCUGCACUACGUGCAGUUUGAGACAGACAGGGUUUGGGAAAAUUCCAGAACCCGCCUUUCACCCACUUUCAACUGUAUAAAAUGAAGGACUUUUCACCUGUUCAGAGAGCGUUCAUACAGACGUGUUGUGGCGCUGUGUGGAUUCUCCUAUUCGGCCGAAUAAAGGUAUCUGAACUGAAUAUUGUGUGUAACUCUGUUGGACUCUUCUCACCGACCGGGGAAAAUUAAGGUAAUUUCCACCACAUACCCCAAGCAUUUGAUUCAAGUUAAGCAAUUAAAAGGUAAUGCCACCGAAUACCAAGAAAGUGUAUGUAAACUUUUGACCCACUGAUAAUAGUACAUAAAAGCUGAAAUAAAUCUCUUAGCUAUUAUUUUGAAAUGACCUCUUAUGGAAAUAAAGUAGAUACCCUAAUUGACUUAACACAGGAAAUGUAUGGUAACAUGGAAUGUGUGGAUUUGUGGAAAAUUGAGUUUGAAUGUCUUUAGCCAAGGUGUAUGUAAACAUUUGGCCUCAACUGUAUGAAAGGGUUUGCACCAAAUGAAUCAAAUGUGCUGAAGUGAACCAAUGAAGGACAAAUAUGAAUAGGCCAGGCCAGACACACUCCAUCCACUACCCGUCAUUUUUUAUACAAACUGCACCUUAAAUCGACCAUUCACGAGCAAUUGUAAUGCACUGCUCACAAGACAUGGUGUGAUCUACCAUUCCAAUCCUAUCCAUUUUAGGUGUUGUGUUCUCUUGUAACUGGAAAGUGAUAACUCCUGAGAAGGGCCACCAGUUUGUCUCCACCAUGUGAUCUGCAGGGGUUUAAAUUUGUUUUUCAAUGGUUAUCCUCUUGGGGACCCCAUAGGCAAUCCAGUGGCACAGUCAAGUGACUAUUCAUACAAGGUAGUUUCUAAUUGAGACAUUUAUGAUUAGUUGAUCUGAUAUGGGGAGAGUCAGGAAGGAAAACAAACAUGAAUGGAAGUUUAAAUGCUAUGAAAUGCAUGCCUUUGAGUCUGCUGGCUUCCGUCGAUACUCAGAACUUGAGUAGCACUGCAAUCGAUCAGUUAAAGCAGUUGAUUUUACAGAUAACUCUGGUCACCUGGUUUCUUGCGUCUGAAUUGGUUGCUGAUAUUAAGGAAAAAAACAAAAGAUUACAUUGAUGCAUGUUACCCCAGCAGUCUUUUCACAUUUUUUGUGCUCAUGCCCACAGAGAUUGAAAGACCAUCCCACAAAAUUUGACGUCUGAACUUCAGAAAGCGGAGAGGGCUGAGAACUUUAAUUCUCCCAGCUGUGCUAGAUAUUUAGCCAAAUUUGAUUGUGGUUCAGUAGGUUAUUAUUCCACAUAGCAGGGUAGAUUGCCUGCAAUGGAUAACAAAAUAUCAGUUUGUUUUGUGACUCAUAUCAACCAGGCACAUUUAGCCAUUUAAGACAGGUUUAUUUAUUUGCUUGUUCAGGAACAUUGCUCAAACAAACAUCACUCUAAGCAAAUAAGCAUGGCAGCUACCAUUUUCUCUGUGUGUGAAUAUGCAUGAUUUAAUUUACUCAACUAACCAUUUUAGCAACAAGUUUGAUUUCAGAUGUUACGGUGGGAAAUAAUUCUUUUUCAAUGUGAGCACUGAACAUUGACAAACAAUAACUCAGAUAUUGUUAUUGUUUGUGAUGCAGUGAACUGGCAACAGAAUAUAGGUUGUUACAGUAUAGCUACAGUAUACAAGGCAAAUUAGUGCUGAAGGUUAUGUUCAGGCAUCACACACAUUGGAAUUCUGGAAUUGCAGUAGUCUAAAUUGUUAUGUUUGUGAGAUGUUUAUUUUGAGCUAAUGUUGCUGAUUACAUAUUAAUACAGUGUCUCGACACAAGUCGCAAGGCCAAGUUCAUGUUUGUACGGGCUGUAGCCUGCUUGAAACUUACAAGAUAUUUUGCAGUGUAAGAUCUCUGAUUGGCUACGGGGAUAUUUGUGGGCUAGGCAAAAUAUAAUGAUUGUGAUAGGGCUAUUUCAUCAAUGGUUGACAUCGACUUUGAUGACAGAGAAGCAGAUAGGCUGCUCCAAUUUUCUUAACACCUCCUCGUUCUGUCUUUCCCAGCACUUGUCUUCUUCCCUUCCCUUUCACAUACUUCUGGGUAGGACACGAGUGGUAGUGGGAGAGUGGAGGAAAGGAGGUGAGGAGCGAAAAGUAAUGGGACGUGCCCUGUGUCUCUGUCAGGCUGAAUUGUGAAAAUGGAAAAAUGAAUGAAGUAAAAAUGGCCUCCAAAGAUGCUUUACAUUGGGGAGGCAAGCUAAAUUUUAAGUCUUAUUUUCAUGGAUGAAGCUAAUGAAAGCAUUUUGAAUGUAUUUACCUGAUAUGCUGUAUUUUAUCAAAAAUAGCACUACACUUGAAUAUGUAUUUAAAUGUAUUUUAUUGUAUUGAUAUAAAAACAUUAAUGUUGGCUCUUUGAAAUUUACUUUUUAAUUAGCAAAUGUGGCAUUGGAAACCAGUUUCAAGUCAUGAAUUUUCUUCAAUUAAUCUCUAAAAGUUUAAUUCAGUAGGAUGAUCUGCCCUCUGAGGAGAUUUCAAGGAUUAGCUUUGCAUUGGUCAGGAGUGGACAUUAGGAUGCAGGGUCAUCUUCUCACCAGUAGAUGGCGCGUCUGGUUUAAUUCUGCCAAAUGGCAUUUCUGCCGCACACCAUUACGUCAUUGGUAUUGCAGAGGAAACAGUGGAAACAAGAGUAUUUGUCCAUGUUGUAUACUUCAGUGCAACACAUACAUGCCUUGCACUUUUAUAUCUGAAGCAUAUAUUGUAUUAGUGAUUUGUUUUAAAUUUUGCAUCAGGUAAUGCUAUCAAGAGAAUAUUGAUAUAUGAAAAGGGAACUUCCAAAAAUGUUAAAAAUUCAGCACUGUCGUCCUGUUGUUGUGCUGUUGUGUUAUCCUCACAAAAAGUCUUCAGAAAUAAAGCUCUUUGACAUAUACUGUA
Molecule: messenger RNA, 6491 nt
Organism: Anguilla rostrata (American eel)
Lineage: Eukaryota; Metazoa; Chordata; Actinopteri; Anguilliformes; Anguillidae
Product: amine oxidase [flavin-containing]-like
Exons: 15
Coding region: 138-1706 (522 amino acids)
Cellular component (GO): mitochondrion
Molecular function (GO): primary methylamine oxidase activity; flavin adenine dinucleotide binding
Source: RefSeq, a predicted model, not a curated record